GUACAAAUGCGAGUGCGAGCCGGGCUGGGCUGGCACCAACUGCGACCUGAACAAGAACGAGUGUGAGUCCAACCCCUGCCAGUUCGGGGGCACCUGCACCGACUACGUCAACGGCUACCGCUGCAAGUGCAAGGAGGGCUUCCAGGGGACCUACUGCCAGACAAACAUCAACGACUGCAUCUCCAGCCCCUGCCUCAACCAGGGCACCUGCAUCGACGCCAUCGCCAGCUACACCUGCCUCUGUGACCUGCCCUACACAGGCCGCAACUGCGAGAACGUGCUGACACCCUGCUCCCCUAACCCCUGUGAGAAUGGGGGGGUCUGCGACCACACGCCCGACUACGAGGGCUUCACCUGCAGCUGCCCCCCAGGCUGGCAAGGUCAGAGAUGCCACGUGGAUGUGAACGAGUGUGACCGGACCCCCUGCCGGAACCGGGGCACCUGCACCAACCUGCACGGCGGGUACAGCUGCGCCUGCCGGCCGGGGUACACAGGCACCAACUGUGAGACAGACAUUGACGACUGCGCCCCCAGUGAGUGCGGGGGAAGAGUUCACGCGCACUCGUCGGG
Messenger RNA from Terrapene triunguis (Three-toed box turtle), 570 nucleotides. RefSeq names its product neurogenic locus notch homolog protein 1-like. The transcript is spliced from 4 exons. Lineage: Eukaryota; Metazoa; Chordata; Testudines; Emydidae. Gene Ontology annotation, biological process: Notch signaling pathway. The record is from RefSeq and is a predicted model, not a curated record. Gene Ontology annotation, molecular function: Notch binding; calcium ion binding. The annotation marks the transcript as partial.